Molecule: messenger RNA, 1673 nt
Organism: Cajanus cajan (pigeon pea)
Lineage: Eukaryota; Viridiplantae; Streptophyta; Magnoliopsida; Fabales; Fabaceae
Product: O-fucosyltransferase 36
Biological process (GO): protein O-linked glycosylation via fucose
Molecular function (GO): peptide-O-fucosyltransferase activity
Source: RefSeq, a predicted model, not a curated record
UCCAGAACAGUCAUCGUUCUCCGCCAGCAAUGGAAAGGGGUUCAUCUUCCGACGAGGAAGACGAGCUCAUCCAUGAGAAUGAGAGGAAUGCCCCUGCAUCUACCUCUUCCUUCCACCUCACUUCCAAAUUCCACAAGAAGUACCUCUUCGCCAUUCUCCCUCUCUUCAUAAUCCUCCUCUACUACAUCACCCCCGAUACCCACUCUCUCUUCUCCCUAAACACCAACAACGUCCAUGACCGCACCACGGGAUCCCAAUUGCGCGCCCUCUACCUCUUGCGCCAACAGCAAUUAGGGCUUCUCCGCGCCCUCAAUUCCACUUCCCAAACGCACAUCCUCAAAUCCCUUCUCUCCGACCAGAUUUUCCUCAACUCACAGAUUCAACAGCUUUUCCUCCAUUCUGGUAACGCCACGUGUAGAGCCGUGGAUCAGAAGGUGUCGCAAAGAAGAAGCAUCGAGUGGAAGCCCAAGGGAGAUAAAUAUUUGGUUGCGGUGUGCGUUUCGGGGCAGAUGUCGAAGCGUCUGAUCUGCUUGGAGAAGCACAUGUUGUUCGCGGCACUCCUCAACCGCGUUUUGGUCAUUCCCAGCUCCAAGCUGGAUUACGAGUACGACAGAGUGUUGGAUAUCGACCACAUCAACAAUUGCCUCGGAACAAACGUGAAAGCCGUGAUAUCGUUCCAUGAGUUUUCCAUUAUGAAGAAGAAGCACGUGCACGUGCACGUGCACGUGCUGUUGCUGUGUUAUUUCUCGUUGCCUGAACCGUGCCAUCUAGACGAGGAGCAUUUGAGGAAGUUGAAGUCGUUGGGCCUGUCCAUGAGUAGGCCCACGGGCGUUUGGGAGGAGGAUGCACGGAAGCCCAACAAGAGGAGCGCGCAAGAUGUUGUGAAAAUGUUUUGGCGGGACGAGGAUGUUGUGGCCAUUGGGGAUGUCUUUUACGCGGAGGUGGAGCCGGACUGGGUGAUGCAACCGGGUGGCCCACUCGCUCACCACUGCAAGACUCUUAUUGAACCCCGCCGUCUAAUUCUCCUCACUGCGCAGCGUUUUAUUCAAACCUUCCUUGGAAGAAACUUCGUUGCCUUGCAUUUUCGAAGACACGACUUCUUGAACUUCUGUAAUGCCAAAAAGCCAAGUUGCUUUUAUCCCAUUCCUCAAGCGGCAGAGUGCAUCUUGCGUGUGGUUGAAAGGGCCAAUGCACCCCUCAUUUAUCUCUCUACGGACGCCGCAGAGACUGAAAUUGGUCUGCUUCAGUCACUGCUUGUGCUAGAUGGGAGGCCUGUUCCACUUGUCAAACGCCCUCCUCGUAAUUCAGCAGAAAAAUGGGAUGCUUUCUUGUACAGGCAUCAUAUGGAGGGAGACCCUCAGGUGGAAGCUAUGUUGGACAGGAGUAUAUGUGCUAUGUCAAGUGUGUUCAUUGGAGCCUCCGGUUCAAGUUUCACCCGAGACAUCCGACGGCUGAGAAAGGACUGGGGAUCCGCAUCAUUGUGCGAUGAGUACCUUUGCCAAGGUGAGGAGCCAAAUUUUGUAGCCGACAGUGAAUGACUUUUGGGGAGGGAGGGCUCAUCUUUGUCUUGCAAACAUUUUGUAUGUAUUCUCACGAGUCAUGUAUCAUAAUAGAAUUGCUUCUUCUUGUUAUAUAUAUUCUACCACAAUAAGUACAGUUUCUUUUCAAUUUCU